This is a messenger RNA of Ilyonectria robusta, 1221 nucleotides long. Its product is annotated as branched-chain aminotransferase. Lineage: Eukaryota; Fungi; Ascomycota; Sordariomycetes; Hypocreales; Nectriaceae. The coding region runs from base 1 to 1221 and encodes 406 amino acids. The record is from RefSeq and is a predicted model, not a curated record. Gene Ontology annotation, molecular function: branched-chain-amino-acid:2-oxoglutarate transaminase activity. Gene Ontology annotation, biological process: L-leucine biosynthetic process; L-valine biosynthetic process. The transcript has 2 exons. Gene Ontology annotation, cellular component: mitochondrion.
AUGAGACCCUUGUUCGUCUCCCGCUCCGCUCUCCGGAGCGCAACCAGAGUCUCCAGCUCGAGGCUAUUGCCGCUCUGCCAGGCCUCGCGCUUCUACAGCGCAAAGGCCGGCGAACUCGAUGCCUCCAAGCUCUCCAUCACCAAGACCACCAGCCCCAAGGCCCUGAGCAAGGCCGAGGACCUCGUUUUCGGCCGCGAGUUCACUGAUCAUAUGCUCGCCAUCGAGUGGACCAAAGAGGACGGAUGGAAGGAGCCCAAGAUCACCCCCUACCAAAAUCUGUCACUCGACCCCGCGACCUGCGUCUUCCACUAUGCAUUCGAGUGCUUCGAGGGAAUGAAGGCCUACAAGGAUAAGCAGGGCCAGGUGCGACUCUUCCGACCUGACAAGAACAUGGCCCGGUUGAACAAAUCAUCCGCCCGUAUUGCCCUGCCGACCUUUGACGACAAGAGCUUGAUCGAGCUCAUCUCCAAGUUCGCCCAGCUCGACUCGCGCUUCAUCCCCGACAAGCGUGGAUACUCCAUGUAUCUCCGUCCCACCAUGAUCGGAACCCAGAAGACCCUUGGCGUUGGCCCCCCUGGGUCUGCUCUUCUGUACGUUAUCGCGUCGCCCGUCGGCCCAUACUACCCCACUGGCUUCAAGGCCGUCUCACUUGAGGCUACCGACUACGCCGUCCGAGCCUGGCCCGGAGGUGUCGGUGACAAGAAGCUCGGCGCCAACUAUGCGCCUUGCAUCCUCCCUCAGCUGCAGGCUGCCAGCCGCGGCUUCCAGCAGAACCUGUGGCUAUUCGGCGAGGAGGAGUACGUCACCGAGGUGGGCACCAUGAACAUGUUCGUGGCCCUGAAGGACAAGGAGACUGGUCAGAAUGAGCUCGUCACCGCUCCCCUUGACGGCACCAUCCUAGAGGGUGUGACCCGCGACUCUGUGCUUGCUUUGGCCCGAGAGCGUCUUGCUCCUAAGGGCUGGAAGAUCUCGGAGCGAAAGUACACCAUGAAGGAGCUGUCAGAGGCUUCCAAGGAGGGCCGACUCAUCGAGGCAUUUGGUGCCGGCACCGCUGCCAUCGUCAGCCCUAUCCGCUCUAUCUCCUGGAAGGGUGACCUCGUUGACUGCGGCCUAGCCAAGGAUGAGGAGUCUGGUGAGGUUGCUCUCCAGAUGAAGGAGUGGAUGGAGGCUAUCCAGUACGGUGAUGAGGAGCACGAGUGGAGUUUCGUCGCAUCUUCCUAA